UGAUCCAAUCGGCCUCUGUCUCGUCGGCCUCCCCUCCCCUCCCCUCUCCCCCCAAAACCCCACCUCGCCGGAAACCCUAGAGAAACCCACGAGAUGGCCUCCGGCGAGGGCAAGCCGAACCCCGGCGGCGGCGGCGGCGUGGUGGCCAAGGGGAGGAAGCGGAAGUACCUCCCCCACGGGAAGCCGGUGAGGAAGGGGGCGUACCCGCUGCGCCCCGGGGUGCAGGGCUUCUUCCUCACCUGCGACGGCGGCCGCGAGCGCCAGGCCACCCGCGAGGCCCUCUCCCUGCUCGACUCCUUCUAUGAAGAUCUGGUGGAUGGGAAAGGAUCAGAUGGGAAGCCCAAAAGCAUCCCUGAUAAACCAUUGAACAAAAAAAUUACGUUUGCGGAUUCCGAUUCUUCGGAUGAUGAGGAAGAAGAUCAUUCAGGGGAGGUGACUGAUGACACAAACAAUGCAGACAAAGGUGAAACCACACCUUCUGAGCAGCAGAAAGAGGUGUCUGACACCCCUGUAGUUCCCAGCAAGGACAAUGAGGAACAAACAGAUAAUGCUGAUGAAUCAAAACUAAAGAAGCAGCGCGUACAAGAUCCUCCGAUAUCUGAACAGACAGAACCAAAAGAGCCUACUGAUAAGCCAACAGAGUCCACUGAUAAACCAAAAGGGUCCAAUGAUAAACCCAUUGAUGAUUUGAUUGAUGAGGAUUUGAAGGAGCUUGGGGAUAGGAAAAAGAGGCUCUUCGCAACCCUUGAUUCAGGCUGCAACGGUUGCAUCUUCAUUCAAAUGCACAAAAGAGAUGGAGACCCUGGUCCAGUUGAGAUCGUACAGAAUAUGAUGUCAUCAGCUGCUUCAACUCGUAAACAUAUGUCCAGAUUUAUUCUGAGGUUUUUGCCCACUGAGGUGACAUGUUAUGCAUCAGAAGAGGAAAUAACAAAAGCAAUUAGUCCACUUGUUGAAAAGUACUUUCCAAAGGAAUCUUCUUCGGUAUAUAAGUUUGCUGUGUUAUAUGAAGCAAGGUCGAACACAGGUAUUGAUAGGAUGAAAAUUAUCAACGCGGUAGCAAAAUCUGUACCUCAACCUCACAAGGUUGAUCUCAGCAGUCCAGACAGGACUAUUAUUGUCCAGAUAGCUAAGAUUUUCGGAGAGAAUCAACAGGGAGUGUGUUUUGGUAGGUGUAUAGCGUGGGGUGCUUGAGAAAGGAGCCAGAGGAGAGGACGCAAACAAGAAGCAAACCUGAAGGCGUGGAUGAAGUUUUGAGUCAAGAGCAUAAUGUUUAAUGUAAUGAACAUAAUGUUUACUGCAAUGGGAUUUCAAUUGUCUGAACAUAAUCUUUCUAGCUAUCAGUCUCAGUCCGGAAGUGUGCAAGAACAGCAGCAUAUGCAUAGAGAAAGUGGAUAAAUUCUGGUACCAAGACCAACAUCCAUUAUAUACCACUUCUGUUCAUGGACCACAGCCACUCAGCAAGAACCAAUUUAUCUACCCCCAAAAAUUAGCUUCAAAGGAACCAGUAGCUUGUGCAAGUUUGAAAAUCAAGUGUGGCAUUACUAUCAGCAUGGCAUGAUAUGGAUAGUGUAAAGACAUGAAAAUGGAACAGUUAAACAAGAGAUGUUAUUUGGUGUUA
Oryza sativa Japonica Group (Japanese rice) is the source of this 1618-nucleotide messenger RNA. RefSeq lists its product as uncharacterized. Lineage: Eukaryota; Viridiplantae; Streptophyta; Magnoliopsida; Poales; Poaceae. Gene Ontology annotation, molecular function: RNA binding. The record is from RefSeq and is a predicted model, not a curated record. Gene Ontology annotation, biological process: tRNA modification.